AUGUCUUUCACCUCCUUUGGUACGCCUAACUGGAGGAAGAACACUGGUGUUUGCAAAUUCUUCGGGAACGGUGGCUGCAUGAAAGGCGAAAGAUGUGAAUUUAAACACGAAGGAGGAGGUACACCGGCCAGCUCCUCUAACUCGUGGCGUUCCGGGGAGACCCGUGGAAACCAGGAUACGGGUUGGGGCCUGGGAAGAGGAAGAGGAAGAACGGGGAGCUUUCAAUCGGAUCGUGGGGACUGGGAUCGUGGAAACCAGGAUACGGGCUGGGGCCCGGGAAGAGGAAGAGGAAGAGCGGGGAGCUUUCAAUCGGAUCGUGGAGGGGACUGGGAUCGUGGAAGGGAAUUAGAUCAUGGAGGGGUUUCUCUUGCAUCCGAACCAACUUCAUCUGGGAGAAAGGUAUCCGAGUUAGGCAUCUGGCCUUCUCGACCGACUCAGAAGGGAGAGGGCUGGGUAAGAUAUGGAGAUUGGGAAGACAGAUUCGGGGCACAUACGAAGCAAAGAGCCUCAACGAUGAGAUACUUUUGGGAAGAGGCGUUAGAUAUUGUGGAAGGAUCGGAUCCCAAUCUUAUCCAAAAGGUUGUAGGGCGGUUGGUUGCAAAGGAUAACAUCGGUCGACAAUUGAUAGAGCAGGUGGUGAAGAACGAUUAUUCGAGCCCUCGGCCUGUCCUUGAUUAUCUAUUAAUCUCAGUUCCUUUCCUUCUCGUACUCACCCACCCGGAUCUCAUAAAUUCCCUUGCAAUAGAUCGCCAGGUCGGAACAAUCUACAAUUAUCUAUAUGGAACUGAUGGAAGCAUCUGCCUCACCUUUUUUAGGAACCUUGCUAUACAGCUCGAAAGCGAGGCGGCGAUCGAUGCUCGCAAAAGCGGCAUAUGGAAACCUGCUGAUGUCGGGAAACCAAUGAGCUUCUCAAAGGCACUCGCUUGCAUUGUAGAGGGGCUUCGACACACUCUGAAGCGUAACAUCCAAGCCGGGUUUAAUGAGGACUAUAAAACCGUCGCUGAGUCUUACUGUGCCCUGGCACGUCUCAUCACUCAAAACGACGAGUUUUAUACAUCUAUCAAUAGCUCCUUGACAGAAAUCAUCGGAAUCCAUCGAAGAGCCAAUUUUAUCAUCGUACUUCCUACAGCAACACCUACGCAAGGUCAAGGGGGGAGAGUUGAAUCCUCGUAUCCAGUGGAGGUCGAUUAUCCGGGAUAUCUAUCGACGCAGGGUCCCAGACAUGACAACGAUUUUGUCUCCAUUCGUCAAAUCCAGAUUCUACCCACCUUCGAAGAGAUACUUAGCCCGAGAAAGGAGUAUCUUCCCUACAAAAAAACCACUUGCCCACACUUCCUGGAUGGUGUUGACCGACUUUUUGAUACUCAUUUUCGCCUCCUCCGCCAUGAUAGUGUUGAAGGCCUGAGAGACGCUGUUAGUAGGGUUUUAAACAUACUUCAACUCCCACUUCAAGAAAGGGCCACUGCGAUGAGGAAAGCUAGCCUUGGGAAUAUUCAUGGGCAUCUAUAUACCGAUGUGUCUGCCGCUUUUGCAAAAUUUGACCAGCGUCAAGGUCUCGAGCUAGUAUUGAAGUUUCAGCAACCGCCAGCCGUAAUCAACAAAACACCUCAGGGGCAAAUGGAGUGGUGGAAUAACCAGAAAUCACGGUUUGACCGAGGGACACUGGCAUGUCUUGUAACAAAGGGGCCUGAGGACUUUCUACGCGUUACAUUCUUCACCAUCUCUAAGAAGGAAACUAACCCAUCAAUGGAUGAUGGACUCGCGACCGGGAGGCAUGGCCAUAUAUCCGUCCAGCUAAUCCACUCAAAGAAGGAAGAGGACAGUGAUCUCGAGGAUACGGGGGAUACCGAUAUCGAUUUUAUUCUCGGACGAUUAUCAAGAUACGCAACACCUAUGACCAGCGUCCUGGUUAACUUCCCAGGAAUUAUUCCAGCUACGUUUCUUCCAGUUCUGGAAAAUCUUCAGCAGCUCAGCGCACAGGGAAAUCUUCCAUUAUCUCAAUGGAUCGCCCCUAGUUCUGAAACAAUGCUGCUAGACUCUGGUUUCUCCCCGGACAACCUGCCUCCAGCAUAUUCGCGAGACCCGACCUUUCGUUGGGAUCUCAAACCUAUCUUGAAAAACAAGUUAGAUGAUUUUUCCUUACCUUCGACCGCCCAACCUGACGAUCAAACGGUUUUGAAAACUCUGGAGGAAAUGACGACGUUAGAUAGUGGGCAAUGCAAGGCUCUUAUUACGGGAUUGACGAAAGAAAUGUCUCUCAUCCAAGGCCCUCCAGGAACUGGUAAAAGUUAUGUCGGAGUUCAGAUUGUCAUGGUUCUGCUUCACAAUAAAAGAUGGUCAAAGAUUGGACCGAUCGUAUGCGUUUGCUACACAAACCAUGCCUUGGAUCAAUUCCUCGAAGAAUUACAUGAGAAGGGCAUCGAAAGGAUAAUCAGGGUGGGCGGUCAAUCAAAAAUGGAUGAGCCCGUAGGGUACAAUCUGAAAGACGUUUCUAAGGCUGCAGAAAAAACUCGGGAAGAGAGGGAUAGUAUAUGGGAGUACCAUAAAAGCCUGGAGGCUAUAUCUAAUCAAGCCCAAGGGCUUUGCAAAGAAAUUCGCAAGAGUCCUGAUUCAUGGGCUGCCAUAUCUCCGAUCCUAAAGAAAGAAUUCACCCAUCUUCACCGUCAACUUUUAUAUAAUGAGGACCCCUACAUUCAAGCUCAGAGGCAGGCAUGGGCUGACAAAGCUGAUGAAGAACGGGAGGAGAUUGAUAUCAAAGGCGGAAAUAAGGGGGCGAGUCUCAAAUCUGAGAAUCCAUGGCAAGAAGUCAGUGAGCCCGCCCACAUUUGGGAUGCAUGGCGAGGCGUCCGGAGAGGUCCAGUCUGGCAAUAUCGAAACAGAAACAUUACUAAUACUACUCAUCCUCCACGCACACUCGAAUCAAUUGUCAGUUGUACAGAUAUGUGGUCUCUACCUUGGGAAGAGAGACAAAUAUUGGUGGAGUAUCUUUCCAAAAGGGCAGAAGAAUCUCCAAUACGCCGUCUUUCCACCCAAGCUCAAGGAUUUAAGAUCGAAGCGGACGGGUUGCAUGCACAAUACAACGAAGUGGACCGCCGUUGCCUCGAUCAAGCAGAUAUAAUUGGUAUCACGACUACUGGUCUAGCAAAACAGGGUGCGCUUCUGAGAAAAUUGCAAUCGAAAGUUGUUAUUUGUGAGGAGGCCGGUGAAGUCUUGGAGGGACAUCUCAUCAACGCUAUUCUCCCCACAUGCCAACAUCUUAUUCAAAUUGGAGAUCAUCAGCAGCUACGACCCCAAAUCAAUUGUUUUCAAGACCUUUCGUUAGAAAGUAGAGAUGGUACACCCUACAGCCUUGACGAAAGCAUGUUUGAAAGAUUGGUGAGAGAAAGGCCUGAUCUGGCACCCGCGCAGCUCAACAUCCAGCGACGCAUGCGUCCCGAGAUAUCGAGCCUGAUUAGAGAUACCUUGUAUCCAGAUCUUUGUGAUUUCAAGAAUGUCAGCGAAUAUCCUGACGUCGUUGGUAUGAAGAAAAACGUUUUCUGGCUGGAUCAUACUCACCCAGAAGCAGAGAGCGAUGAUUUUGGCGUUAAACUAGGAUCACACAGCAAUGAUUGGGAGGUUGAAAUGACCCAUGGGCUUGUGCGGCAUCUUGUUCGGCAAUCCCACUACUCCACCAAGGAUAUCGCAGUCUUGACGCCAUACACGGGACAGCUCCAAAAGCUUCGCCGGGCACUUGGGGCGAGUUUUGAGGUUGUCCUGAGUGAAAAAGACAAGGAUGCUUUGGUUCGAGAUGGCCUGGACGAAAGCGAUAAGCCAAAAAAGGAUUCGAACGGUAUAUCUGUUAAGAAGUCUACUCUUCUGGAGGCGAUCCGCGUUGCUACGGUUGACAACUUCCAAGGUGAAGAAGCCAAGAUCGUCAUUAUAUCUUUGGUUCGAAGUAACGAGGGACGAAGGGUCGGUUUCCUUCGAACUACAAACCGUAUCAACGUUCUUCUAAGUCGAGCAAAGCAUGGAAUGUACCUUAUCGGAAACGCAGAAAGUGCGGGAUCAAUAAUCAUGUGGCGGGACGCACCUGGAAGUGUAAACACCAAGGAGAAUGCGAAAUGCCUUGCGCGGCUCCUUGUGAAUUAUUGCCUUGUGACGAAAGAUGCGACGAAAUACUCAAAUGCGGCCAUAGAUGCCCAUCACUAUGCGGCGAAAUCUGUCCUGCGGCUGAUUUCUGCCAACUCUGCUGCUCAACAGAGCGGAAAGAAGAUGCUGGGGUUGACAUGA
This is a messenger RNA of Morchella sextelata, 4269 nucleotides long. RefSeq lists its product as uncharacterized. Gene Ontology annotation, cellular component: nuclear RNA-directed RNA polymerase complex. Gene Ontology annotation, biological process: regulatory ncRNA-mediated heterochromatin formation. The record is from RefSeq and is a predicted model, not a curated record. The transcript has 6 exons. Lineage: Eukaryota; Fungi; Ascomycota; Pezizomycetes; Pezizales; Morchellaceae. The coding region runs from base 1 to 4269 and encodes 1422 amino acids. Gene Ontology annotation, molecular function: metal ion binding; helicase activity.